CUGAAGUAUAAAGAGGACCCAGGAUGUCAUACGAUCCAUCCAGUGCUAUUAUAGAAGACUACGCGUCGAGCUUGCGGGAACUAACGUUCAAUUCCCGACCAAUUAUCGAUAAUUUGACCACGAUUGCCAAAGAAAACACCGAUGUUGCUGAUGGGAUAUUGAAUGUUAUAACUCAAAGGAUAUAUAAAUGUAUUCCAGAACAGAAACUAUUCAGUUUAUAUUUGUUGGAUUCCAUAUGCAAAACGGUAGGGAAUCCGUAUAAUAUAUUAAUUGGGGAUGAGAUAUUCAAACUCUUCUCGCAUGUGUAUUUAUUAGUCAAUGAUACUGUUCGAAAGAAGUUGAAUAACUUAUUUGAGACCUGGAAGAUGACUAAGACCAAGGGUACUGCAUUGCCUAUAUUUCCUAAAGAGCAGCUUGAUAAGAUUGGUAAAUUUUUAAGUCAAGCCGGGUAUAAGGGGAAAGUAAAUGAUGAUAAAGUAUUAACUAAUAGUUCAUUGAUUAAAGAUAUUGAUACGUUGAUACCAAUAUUCCAAAAUAAGUUGAUUAAUAAUCCCGAUCCCGAAUUAAAUGAUCGAUUCAAUGCAUUAAGCCAAUUAAAAGUAUUAUUAUCAAAUCAAACCAUGCAAAAAAAUGAUUUGAUUGCAGUUCAAACAAAAUUAACUGCUAUUAAACAACAAGAAUUGGCCACUGCUACAUCACCAAUACCUCAAAACACUCAUAUAAAUGUUAAAGAAUCACAAACACCAGGGAUACCACAAGUCCCGCCAGCAAUCAACCAUACCAAUAAGGCUAAUGAAUUAUUCAAUGCUUUAAUUAUAUCUGGUUUAGUUAAAGUAGACCAAUCAUUAAAACCAGGAUCAAAACCUCACUAUGAGGUGGUUUUACCAAAAAUUAAGUAUAAUCCAACUACAACCAGUGCCACUUCGAUUAAUAAAACUGAAACCAAUGAAGUUGAAGAUUUUUUCCUUAAAUAUACUCAAUACUUAAGUAACACUACUGUUUACGAACAAUUAAAAUAUAAUGAAAUCUUAAAAUUAUCUAAAAAAUUAUCAACCAGCAAGUCAACCAAAAUCAAUUUACAAAAUUUCAUCAAUUCUAAUGAUUUAGAACAACUGAGCUUACAAUUAUUAUAUGAAUGUAAAGCUUCCAAGUGUGGUAUAUGUGGUAAGAGGUUUACUAAUGAUGAGAUUGGUACCACAAGAAAGCAGUUGCAUUUAGAUUGGCAUUUCAGAAUCAACAAAAAAUUGGGUAAUCAAAAUUCCAAUAUCCAAUCGAGAAAUUGGUAUCUUGAUGAUUACGAUUGGGUUAAAUUCAGAGAUGAUAAUUUAUUAGAAUUCAAUACAAAUAAUCUUUCGAAUGAAGCUAAUAUGAUUCAAGAUAAUGAUACAACAUCAAAACCAAUUCCUUACGUUGUUAUUCCUUCAAAUGAAACGAAUAUGAAUAACAAGUGUCUUAUCUGUCGUGAAUCGAUCAAAGCCACUUACAACGAUGACAUUGGAGAGUGGUGCUGGUAUAAUUGUAUUGCGUCUCCUAAUGAUAAGACCAAUCGUAAGAUCUUUCACGCCACUUGUUUCAAUGAGGCUAGUAAGAAAAGAGGGGCAGAUGAAGAUUUAAACUCUAAAGUUAAAAGAGAAAAAGUUUAAUUAC
Molecule: messenger RNA, 1647 nt
Organism: Hyphopichia burtonii NRRL Y-1933
Lineage: Eukaryota; Fungi; Ascomycota; Pichiomycetes; Serinales; Debaryomycetaceae
Exons: 1
Coding region: 24-1643 (539 amino acids)
Biological process (GO): termination of RNA polymerase II transcription
Cellular component (GO): mRNA cleavage factor complex; cytoplasm
Molecular function (GO): RNA polymerase II complex binding; mRNA binding
Source: RefSeq, a predicted model, not a curated record